AUGGGCUCAAUCCAACGUAUCACCGAGCAGCUGGAGAAGCCCGAACUCGAUGACCGCUCCUAUCGCGUCAUCCGCUUACCGAAUCAACUCGAAGCCCUCCUGGUCCAUGACCCCGACACAGACAAGGCCAGCGCGGCCGUCAACGUGAAUGUGGGAAAUUUUUCAGACCCCGACGAUCUGAGUGGUGUGGCGCAUGCGGUAGAACACUUGCUUUUCAUGGGAACACAAAAGUAUCCCAAAGAAAACGCGUACAACCAGUUCCUCGCUUCGAACUCCGGUUCCUCCAACGCAUACACAGCCGCCACAGAGACAAAUUAUUUCUUCGAGGUAUCGGCCACCGCGCCGACGGAGGGGGCCUCCAACGGCAGCUCAACUGAGAACGGUGACACCGAAGGCACAGCCGCGAAUGCAGAGUUGCCGGUAAAUGGAUCGUCUUCUAGUUACCCGACCUCGGCCCUAUAUGGCGCUCUGGAUCGCUUCUCUCAGUUCUUUGUGUCACCUCUUUUCCUGGAGUCGACCCUAGACCGCGAACUGAGAGCGGUAGAUUCAGAGAAUAAAAAGAACCUUCAGAGCGACCUGUGGCGCUUAAUGCAGCUGAACAAGUCCCUUUCGAAUCCCGCACAUCCCUACCAUCAUUUCUCCACCGGCAAUCUGCAGACGCUCAAGGAAGAACCGCAGAAGCGGGGGCUUGAUGUUCGGAGUGAGUUCAUUAAAUUUUACGAGAAGCACUACUCAUCGAACCGGAUGAAGGUCGUGGUUCUGGGCCGCGAAUCGCUGGACGAGAUGGAGCAGUGGGUGAGCGAUCUGUUUUCUCGAGUGCAGAACAAGAGUCUUCCGCAGAAUCGCUGGGAUGAUGUCCAGCCAUGGACGCAGGACGACAUGUGCAAGCAGAUUUUUGCCAAGCCGGUUAUGGACUCGCGAUCAGUCGAUAUCUACUUUCCAUUCCUGGACGAGGAGUUUCUGUACGAGUCCCAGCCGAGCCGGUACAUCAGUCACCUGAUUGGCCACGAGGGACCCGGCAGUAUUCUGGCCUAUGUUAAGGCAAAGGGUUGGGCAAAUGGUCUGUCGGCCGGUGUUAUGCCCGUCUGCCCUGGAGCUGCAUUUUUUACAGUCUCUCUUCGGUUGACCCGGGAGGGAUUGCGGCAGUAUCGAGAGGUGGUGAAGGUGGUGUUCCAGUACAUCGCAAUGAUCAAGGAACGGGAGCCCGAGCAGUGGAUCUUUGAUGAGAUGAAGAACCUUGCCGAGGUAGAGUUCCGCUUCAAGCAGAAAUCGCCCGCUAGUCGGUUCACCAGCCGCCUGAGCAGUGUGAUGCAAAAGCCUCUCCCCAGAGGUUGGCUGCUGAGUGGCUCAAUCAUGAGGAAGUACGACCCGGAGCUUAUCAAGAAAGCCCUGUCAUAUUUCAGGGCCGACAACUUCCGGAUGACCAUCGUAGCCCAGGACUACCCGGGAGACUGGGACUCCAAGGAGAAGUGGUAUGGGACCGACUACAAGGUUGAGAAGAUCCCCCAGGACUUCAUGGCCGAAAUCCACGAAGCAUUGGCUACGUCCCCAGAGUCUAGACUUCCCGAUCUGCAUAUGCCGCAUAAGAACGAGUUUGUUCCCACCAGGCUCUCGGUGGAGCGCAAGGAGGUGCAAGAGCCGGCCAAGACCCCGAAGCUCAUCCGCCACGAUGACCAUGUGCGGCUGUGGUUCAAGAAGGACGACCGCUUCUGGGUUCCAAAGGCUACCGUUCAUGUCACGCUCCGAAACCCCUUGGUGUGGGCUACUCCGGCGAAUCUCGUCAAGUCUAAAUUCUACUGUGAGCUGGUGCGGGAUGCUCUGGUUGAAUACUCCUACGAUGCCGAAUUAGCCGGCCUCGAAUACCACCUGUCUGCCAGCAUUUUCGGACUCGAUAUAUCCGUCGGUGGAUACAAUGACAAGAUGGCCGUGCUUUUGGACAAGGUGCUCACGAGCAUGCGUGACCUGGUUGUUAACCCGGACAGAUUCAAUGUCAUCAAGGAGCGCCUGUCUCGUUCUUACAAGAACUCCGAGUACCAGCAGCCAUUCUACCAAGUCGGCGACUUCACACGGUAUCUGACCGCAGAGAAAGCUUGGACCAACGAGCAAUAUGCUGCUGAGCUGGAGCACAUCGAACCCGAGGACAUCUCGUGCUUCUUCCCUCAAAUUCUCCGUCAGAACCACAUCGAGGUGCUGGCGCAUGGGAACCUGUACAAGGAGGAUGUACUUCGUAUGACCGACUCCAUCGAAAAGAUCCUUCAGAGCCGCCCCUUGCCCCAGUCCCAAUGGAACUUGCGACGCAACAUGGUUAUCCCUCCGGGAUCGGACUAUGUCUACGAGCGCACCCUCAAGGAUCCCGACAAUGUCAACCAUUGCAUCGAGUACUAUCUCUCCAUCGGUGACAUGACCGACGACGUUCUCCGCGCGAAGCUGUUGCUGUUUGCCCAGAUGACCGAUGAGCCCGCCUUCGACCAGCUUCGCAGCAAGGAGCAGCUUGGAUACGUUGUGUGGAGCGGUGCCCGCUAUGCGGCGACGGCCAUUGGCUAUCGCGUUAUCAUUCAAAGCGAGCGCACAGCCGCCUAUCUGGAAUCUCGGAUUAACAACUUUUUACGUGGUUUUGGAAGGAAGUUAGAGGACAUGUCGGAAGACGAGUUUGAAGGCUACAAACGCAGUCUUAUCAACAAGCGGUUGGAGAAGCUGAAGAACCUGAGUUCCGAGACUUCCCGCUUUUGGAACCAUAUUGGCUCGGAGUACUUUGACUUUGUGCAGAACGAAAAUGACGCUGCCAAUGUCCGCGUUCUGACCAAGUCGGACCUUAUUGAGUUCUACAGGCAGUACGCGGAUCCCGCGUCCCCCACACGGGCUAAGCUCGCGAUCCAUCUGAACGCCCAGGGUGGCACGAAGGCCAGCCCCCAGGAGAAGAAGGCCAAGUUGGUUUCGCUGCUGGGCAGUCAGCUGGAGGUCGACGGCUUUGCGGUGGACACGGAUCGUUUAAGCGCUGCGUUUGCUGGUCUCGACAUCUCGACCGGUGACGAGAACGCAGUCCUGGAUACAUUCAGGGCUUUCCUCAUUGGCGAGAUGAGCCUGUCGGAGCAACAAGUCAACCUGGUGAUGGCACAGACGGAACGCAACCUGGGCUUCCAUCUCAAGCAACUCGGACUCGUGUCCAAGAACGAGAAUGAGAAUACCAACUCGACGGCAGCGGCCAAUGGUUCUAAGCAGGGCAAGGGCCCGACUUACAUUACCAACGUCCCCGAAUUCAAGGCCCGCUUGGCUGUCAGCGCGGGUCCCAGCCCUGCUACGGACCUCACCGAGUAUGAAGAUUUUGAUGCGAAACUUUAG
This is a messenger RNA of Aspergillus candidus, 3339 nucleotides long. RefSeq names its product a-pheromone processing metallopeptidase Ste23. NCBI's taxonomy places the organism in Eukaryota, Fungi, Ascomycota, Eurotiomycetes, Eurotiales, Aspergillaceae. The coding region runs from base 1 to 3339 and encodes 1112 amino acids. Gene Ontology annotation, biological process: peptide catabolic process. Gene Ontology annotation, molecular function: metal ion binding; metalloendopeptidase activity. Gene Ontology annotation, cellular component: cytosol; mitochondrion. The record is from RefSeq and is a predicted model, not a curated record. The transcript has 2 exons.